This is a messenger RNA of Populus trichocarpa (black cottonwood), 2285 nucleotides long. Its product is annotated as probable aspartyl protease At4g16563. Gene Ontology annotation, biological process: proteolysis. Gene Ontology annotation, cellular component: extracellular region. Lineage: Eukaryota; Viridiplantae; Streptophyta; Magnoliopsida; Malpighiales; Salicaceae. The transcript has a single exon. Gene Ontology annotation, molecular function: aspartic-type endopeptidase activity. The record is from RefSeq and is a predicted model, not a curated record. Bases 108 to 1559 code for a protein of 483 amino acids.
GGUUUGCUCUAGAGAUGAAGAAAAACCCUUGACUUUGCUUGGGCUUAUAAAUAGAUCACCCCCAUAAACCUAUAGCUCCAUCUCAAAACACAACCAAAGAGGUAACAAUGGCCAUAAUGCUCAACAACAUCACCACCUUUCUUUUCUUUCUUCUGGUCAAUAGUCUGCUCUUCUAUUCAAUUCAGUCCCUAGCAAGACCAAGAAACCCUAAUUCACUCAUUCUUGGUCUUACCCCAGCUUCUAGGGCUUCCCUUCCAACUCAUCCAAAAGCUUCCACUUCUUCAAGAAAGAAACUAACUGAUGUUUUGGACAUGAUGGAGCCAUUGAGGGAGGUUAGAGAUGGGUAUUUGAUAUCUCUAAGUAUAGGCACACCCCCACAAGUCAUUCAAGUGUAUAUGGACACUGGGAGUGACCUUACUUGGGCUCCUUGUGGAAACAUUUCUUUUGAUUGCAUAGAAUGUGAUGAUUAUAGAAACAACAGGAUGAUGGCAAGUUUUUCUCCUUCUCAUUCUUCUUCAUCACAUAGGGACUCCUGUACUAGUCCCUUCUGCAUUGAUGUUCAUAGUUCUGACAACCCCUUGGAUCCAUGCACUAUGGCUGGAUGCUCAUUGAGUACCCUUGUUAAAGCCACAUGUUCUUGGCCAUGCCCUCCAUUUGCUUACACUUACGGUGCAGGAGGGGUUGUCGCUGGGACACUAACUAGGGAUACGCUUAGGGUUCAUGGAAGAAACCUUGGUGUCACUCAAGAAAUCCCAAGAUUCUGUUUUGGUUGCGUUGCGUCUUCGUAUAGGGAACCUAUUGGGAUUGCAGGGUUUGGUAGAGGUGCACUUUCUUUGCCUUCACAACUAGGUUUUCUUCGAAAGGGCUUCUCACAUUGCUUCUUGGCCUUCAAAUAUGCAAACAACCCUAAUAUUUCAAGCCCAUUAAUUAUAGGAGAUAUUGCCCUUACUUCUAAAGAUGAUAUGCAAUUCACUCCAAUGUUGAAGAGUCCCAUGUACCCUAAUUACUACUACGUUGGUCUAGAGGCCAUAACUGUAGGUAAUGUUAGUGCAACUGAAGUGCCAUCAAGCUUGAGGGAGUUUGAUUCACUUGGUAAUGGGGGCAUGUUGGUUGACUCAGGAACCACUUACACUCACCUACCUGAGCCAUUCUAUUCUCAGGUUCUCUCUGUUCUUCAAUCAAUAAUAAAUUACCCUAGAGCCACUGAUAUGGAGAUGAGAACCGGGUUCGAUCUUUGUUACAAGGUACCAUGUCAAAACAACAGCAUUCUCACGGGUGAUCUCCUCCCUUCAAUAACUUUCCAUUUUUUGAACAAUGCGAGUCUAGUUUUGUCCCGGGGAAGUCACUUCUAUGCUAUGAGUGCCCCAAGUAACUCUACUGUGGUCAAAUGCCUACUGUUCCAAUCCAUGGAUGAUGGUGAUUAUGGACCAGCUGGGGUUUUGGGGAGCUUCCAGCAACAAGACGUGGAGGUUGUCUAUGACAUGGAGAAAGAGAGAAUUGGUUUUCGACCAAUGGACUGUGCUUCAGCUGCAUCUUUUCAAGGAUUUAACAAGACCUAAUUAAGCGGCAGUUAAUGGCAGUUCUUGCAGUUGCCAAUGGUGCAUGUAGGUGGUUGAUUGAUUUUUUUAAGUGUACUUUGCAACUUCCUUUUGUUUAAUGUUGAGCUUGUACUUUGUCAAGUCUUUGAACAGGCUAGAUUAUCAUGCUUUUAAGGCUUUGAACUGAUUAAGAAAUGAGUUGUUAUAUUCUCUUUGCGUGGUAGAAGAGGAACAGAUUCAAGUGGAGAAGCUUCAUGGAGCUGUAUUUUUCUUUUAUAUAAUGGGGUCAGAUCAGAAAGUGACAAAGCAUUUGCAAACAGAGUAAUCUUCAAGUAAUGUUAGUUGACCGAUUAUCCUUGCUGGUUGCUAGUAAGCUACAAGUUCUAUGUAGCGCAGCCAAUCACACCUGCACAAAUCUGAAAAAUACCGUAUCGCAUCUACUUUGAGACUAAAAUUUAGGGUGUUUUUGUGAACAAGAUUUAUCAAACGUUGAUGUAUGUCGUCUCUCCAGAAGCUAGCGGCGAAGUUUCCUUCACGAUCAUUUUAUCUAGACGCCCAUUUUUAACACAGGAGAUUAGUGCAAUCAGUGCACGAAUACCGAUUCCUCGUAUACUAACCUUGAAUCCUUAGGUUUCCCCUUUAGAAACGCAAAAACAUUUAUCAAGGAUGAAUUAGAUGUUUCAACCAUCCGGUUCAACAUCCCGAUCCAUAGAAAUUUCCAACGUUCUCUUGUCUGCUUGCGGUCAA